Molecule: messenger RNA, 1824 nt
Organism: Coccomyxa subellipsoidea C-169
Lineage: Eukaryota; Viridiplantae; Chlorophyta; Trebouxiophyceae; Coccomyxaceae
Product: DUF663-domain-containing protein
Exons: 11
Coding region: 1-1824 (607 amino acids)
Biological process (GO): ribosome biogenesis; endonucleolytic cleavage of tricistronic rRNA transcript (SSU-rRNA, 5.8S rRNA, LSU-rRNA); maturation of SSU-rRNA from tricistronic rRNA transcript (SSU-rRNA, 5.8S rRNA, LSU-rRNA)
Cellular component (GO): nucleus; preribosome, small subunit precursor
Molecular function (GO): GTP binding; GTPase activity; U3 snoRNA binding
Source: RefSeq, a predicted model, not a curated record
AUGAUUGCUCACGGGCAUGUUUUGUGUGGUCAGGUGCCCGGGGAUCACAAGAUUGUGUCAGUGGAUGACGAGGCGGACUGCGCGCAGCUGAUCAGGACGCUGGCAGAGGCUCACCCGAGCGCCCCCCUCUGGCGGAGGCAACGCCCCUGCCUCCUGGUCUACGCGGCCCACUUCUACCCUGCCGCCGAUGACACCGGAACACUCACCCUCACGGGCUAUGUGCGCCACCUGGGCCUGUCAGCAAACCAGAUCAUCCAUGUCCCGGGCGCGGGCGAUUUCCAAAUUGACCGCAUCGAGGGCGCUCAGGAGCCUACGGCGCUUGGGGCGGCGGCGCGGGUGACGAAGGGUGACUCAUCAAUGGAAGCUUCGGGGCCCGGUCUGGUGGUAUUCCCUGAUCCGGCAGCGCGCGAUGAGGUCAUCCGGGAGAACGAGGCCGACCCGCUGGCAGGAGAGCAGACAUGGCCAACAGACAUGGAGAUGCAGGAGGCAGAGCAGCAGGACAAGAAGAAGCGCCGUCUGCCCAGGGGUACCUCAGAGUACCAGGCGGCCUGGAUCACAGAGGACAUCGUGGGCGAGGGUGAGAGCAGCGAGGAUGACGAAGAGGAGGAAGACGCUGCAGGUGACGACGAUCAGGACGAUGUCAGGUCACUGGCGGGCACAAGAGCAGGAACAGAGGCCGGGGGCCUCAUGUCGGAGUUUGGGGGAGAUGACACGGAGGUUGAUGACAUGGCGGAUGACGAGGAGGGUAGCGCUGACGUGGGCGUUGACCUCAAGCAGCGCUGGCGCGAGCAGCAGGAUGAUGUCAUGUUCCCAGACGAGGUGGAUACGCCAAGGGAUAUAGGGGCGCGUGUGCGAUUCGCCAAGUACCGGCACCUGAAGAGCUGGCGCAGCAGCGGGUGGGACCCCAAGGAGAGCCUGCCACGCGAAUACUCGCAAGUCUUCGCCUUCCAAAACCACAAACGCGCCCACAAACGGUGCGGCACAAUCGCGGCGGCCGAGGCGGUGGGCGGCCCGGAGGACUGCCACGGCGUGCCCGCGGGCACUUACGUAACCGUCCACGUUGCGCGCGUUCCCACCGCGGCCGCAGCCGCCGCCGUCGCGCGCGGCGAGCUGCCUCCGCUGGCAGUGUUUGGGCUGCUGCAGCAUGAGACCAAACUGAGCGUGGUUCACUUCUCGGUGCGCAAGGCGGCAGCGCUCGAAGAUCCGCUGCCCAACAAGACCGAGAUGCUGCUCGUCACAGGCCUCAGGUCGUACACUGCGCAGCCAAUAUUUUCCACGGACGAGCCGAGCGGCAGCCGCUUCAAGAUGGAGCGCUUCCUGCACCCGGGCCGCCAAAUCGUGCUCAGCGUGUACGGUCCCAUCUGCUUCGGGCCGCUGCCCGUACUCGCCUUCCUGCGCGGCCCGGACGGCUCCCUGCGCCUGGCAGCCUCCGGCACGCUGCGCAGCUGCGACCCAGACAGGCUGGUGAUAAAGAAGGUGGUGCUGUCGGGCUACCCAGUCAAGGUGCACAAGAAAAAGGCCUUUGUGCGCUGGAUGUUCUUCAACCCAGAAGACAUCCGCUGGUUCCGUCCUGUCGAGCUUUGGACCAAGCACGGCCGCCGCGGACGCAUCAAGGCGAGCAUUUUUGCACCCCUCCAUGACAUCAUGCAAAACCUCAGAUAUUUUUCAUGUGGUGCGUCUGUACAGGAGCCGAUGGGGACGCACGGGACGAUGAAGUGCAUGUUCGACGGCUUUGUCACACAGCAGGAUGCAGUGUGCAUGUCCCUCUACAAACGCACCUUCCCCAAAUGGCCAGCAGACACCGCAGCUGGCAGCUUCUGCUGA